Molecule: messenger RNA, 1301 nt
Organism: Prosopis cineraria
Lineage: Eukaryota; Viridiplantae; Streptophyta; Magnoliopsida; Fabales; Fabaceae
Product: glyoxylate/hydroxypyruvate/pyruvate reductase 2KGR-like
Exons: 2
Coding region: 180-1121 (313 amino acids)
Cellular component (GO): cytosol
Molecular function (GO): NAD binding; hydroxypyruvate reductase [NAD(P)H] activity; glyoxylate reductase (NADPH) activity
Source: RefSeq, a predicted model, not a curated record
CCUAUUUGCUGACUUUUUAUGAAUUUCAGUUUCCAUUCCAAAAAAAUAAAGAUCACUUGCACGCCACAUAAACAGCCCUGGUGAAAUCCUCAAAGCCUCGCUCGUCCUUGUCCAGUGAUUCACUGGCCACACCCUCAGAGCCGCAUUCUCCUCCGAUCCCUAACCCUAAUUACUCUGAUAUGGAAUCCAUCGGUGUUCUCAUGCUCUGCCCAAUGAUCUCCUACCUCGAGCAAGAGCUCGAUAAACGCUUCAAGCUCUACCGGUACUGGAAUUACCCACAAAGCGCCCAGUUCCUCAAGGAACACGCCAAUUCCAUUCGCGCUGUCGUCGGUAACUCCAACUAUGGCGCCGAUGCCGCGCUCAUCGACGCCUUACCCAAGCUGGAGAUCGUGUCUAGCUUCAGCGUUGGAGUCGAUAAGAUUGACUUGAACAAGUGUAGGGAGAAGGGGAUUCGGGUUACAAAUACCCCUGAUGUUCUGACCGAUGAAGUCGCCGACUUGACGAUCGGCUUGAUUCUGGCCGUGUUGAGGAGGCUCUGUGAGUGUGAUCGGUACGUGAGGAGCGGGAAAUGGAAGAAGGGUGACUACAAGUUGACCACUAAGUUCUCUGGGAAAACAGUUGGUAUCAUUGGUUUGGGAAGGAUUGGCAAGGCAGUAGCCAAGAGAGCUGAAGGAUUUAACUGUAAAAUAAGCUACUACUCUAGAACAGAGAAACCAGACUCAAAUUACAAGUACUAUCCAAGCGUUGUAGAGUUGGCAUCCAACUGUAAUGUUUUGGUUGUUGCUUGCCCUCUUACAGAGGAAACCCACCAUGUCAUCAAUCGCGAGGUUCUUAAUGCCCUUGGUCCCAAGGGUGUUCUUAUUAACAUCGGUCGAGGUAAGCAUGUUGAUGAGCCAGAACUGGUCUCUGCGCUUCUUGAAGGCAGACUGGGUGGUGCUGGACUAGAUGUGUUUGAAGAUGAGCCUAAUGUACCAGAAGAGUUGUUUGGGCUAGAAAACGUUGUGUUAUUGCCUCAUAUUGGAAGCGCCACGGUGGAAACUCGCACAGCCAUGGCUGACCUUGUCCUUGGAAAUCUAGAGGCGUACUUCCAGGGCAAGCCACUUCUAACUCCAUUGGUUUAAUCCAUGCUCAUCAUAGGUCUGUAGAAGAGGUUACAUCCAAAUAAUUGUUAUUCAGAUCAUUGUCUCUUGUAUUUGAUGUAUCUUGGGCGAAACUAAAUUCACUUUCUCUGCCUUUCUUGUAUGCAAUAAAUUGGUGUGAUGUGAUUAAAUCACAUAUCUUAUCGUAUCAUGUUUACCUAA